Molecule: messenger RNA, 3510 nt
Organism: Besnoitia besnoiti
Lineage: Eukaryota; Apicomplexa; Conoidasida; Eucoccidiorida; Sarcocystidae
Exons: 11
Coding region: 1-3510 (1169 amino acids)
Molecular function (GO): protein binding
Source: RefSeq, a predicted model, not a curated record
AUGAAGCUGAGCGGCGCGCCCAUGCGAGUCUCUUCAGGUGAAAAUCUGCUGCGUUCUUCUGAAAACGUGCGGGCGUGGACUGAAGACGAGCCAGCAGAGGAUGAAUAUGGCUCGCCUGGGAGAACGGCCCCCACGCGGUGGGCGCCAUCCAGCGAGCUGUCGGAUGUACGUACACCACGUCGUUCCUCUGGGGGUGAGAGCGAGUCUCCUGUGAGCCCGCAGUGCGAUUUACCCGAGCUCUGGUCUCAGGAAGGCGGCGCCGGGCCCUCCGCGUCGCCUCAAACGCGUUCUUUUGCCACCGAGAACUGCGACUUUGAUCCUGGUGGAAUACCGCCCAGGAAAAACAGCGGUGGAACUGGAACUCUCUCUCCCACUUCACUGUCGUCUUCGGAGAUUCCAUCCGCCUCUUCUUCUUCAUCCCUCCCUCGCGUUUGGGCUGGUUCGUCCUCCGCCCCUGGCCGUUCUUCUUUGCCUGCGCCGCUUGCUUCGCCUUCUUCUCCCGCGAGUCACCCGCAGCCUCGCCAUUCAGAAAAGGAAGAGGAAAGUCCGCCGCCUCACGUCAUUUACCCCGAAGCCUCAGCUGGGCUUCGAAGCCUAGAGCUCUCAAGCGAGACGAACAAUCUUCUGUCGGCUCGUUGCCCUGCACUCUCCACAGAAGACGAGCUCCCUCCCGCCUCGCACCGACUCGCCUCCUCUUUGUCUUCUCAUCCCUCACGCGAGAGGGCCUCGGGUGUAGAGGCAGGAGAAACUAAAAAACUGCAAGGCAGCGCCGUGCCAAACUCGAGCGCACCCAGGGGGCGUUUCCACUGGUCUCCUCACCCUUCUUCUUCCCCCGAAGAAGAAUCAGGGCGCCUCGCCGCACCGCAUUCCACCCUUGGAGCGAAGGCAGAAGAGAGAGAGUCUCUGCCGGCUCUUCCGCGUGAGCCUGCGCAGGCGAGGGCGCUGCCUCCUCCUCCCCCUUCGCGUGCCGACGCCCCCAAAGCUCGCGCGUCGUUGAGCGGCAGCGUCGCGCCUGGCCGCAGAGGUCCAGCGGGGAGCUCCUCGCAUGUGGGUACUUUCGCCUUUCGCCCUGCACCGCCGCGAGCCGCCGAAACUGGAGGCGACGGAGGAGACGCGGAGGUCUGCGUUUUCGGCCAGGAAGGGCCUCCUCGAGGGGUCGUCUGUGCUGGAGAGAACCCAGGUCUCGACGACGAAAGCCCAGCCAGGCGGAGGGCUGGCGAGCGCGCCGCAGUGCGGCAGACCCCAGCGGCUGACGUGAACGAGGGCCCUAGGCGAAGCGAAGAACGCCGAACCGACGCGGAAAAGAAUACAGCUGCGGCACCCCCACAGCGGCGGGCCAGGCCCAUCCAUAGAGAAGCGGCAGGGAGAGAGCCAGAGGGCACUCGCGACCGAGCCGGCGCGCUGGGGGAGCAAGCGGCGCUGGACGCCGCUGCCUCGAGACGACGCCUCAACCCAGAAAGCGAAGACGAGGCGGGGCGGAGAGCUUCAAGGGCCCGCGGCGAAGGCGCCGCGGCGGUGCCCGAGUCGUUAACGGCGCCGACCAACAGACCCCGAGCCCGACGGCCGACGGAUCUCCAACAAGCGCGCUUCGGCAGCUUGGGCGUCUCGGCAGCCCGCGCCGACGAGGCGCGCCGCGCAGCGCUUCGCCGCGCGGGCACCCGGCCUUCGAGUCUGGCGCUGCAGCAGCCGCAGCGUCCCGAGUCGCCGUUCCAUUUCUGCGCGCCCUCGCGCCUAGAUGACAGACAGGCCGGCGGGAGCGGGGCGCCAAGCGCGCGCCGGCGAUCGCGGGCGGCGCGGCCGUCCUCAGGGCCCAGAAGAUACAGUCAGCGCCACGGUCUCGCGGGCCUUCCCCCAGAGUGCAGCGGGGUGCCCAGCGGCCUCAACGACCCCAGGAGCUACUUGAAAAGCAUCAAACGGAAAGCGCGGAGGGAAGUAUUUCCAGCGUUCGGCGUGCGUUCGCCUGCGCACCGCGUCUCCGACGCCAAGCUCCUGGUGCCGGCCGCCAAACGCGAAGGCAACCUCGAAGCGGCUACGCAGAGGCUCUACGCGCUCGGAGUCGUGCUCGACAACAAACGGCGCUGGACGCAGGCCAUCUCAGCCUACCAGGAUCUCCUUGCCUGCGCCCAGACCCUUGGAGACCGCGACCUGCAAGUUCUCGCCCACAAUUGCCUCGGGAUCGACUUCCUCCGGUGCGAGGCGUUUGAAGAGGCGCUGCAGCAUCACACGCAGCAGCUCUCUCUCGCGGACGAGGACGGGCAGUACGUUGCGCACAUGAACAUCGGGCUCGUGUGCAGCAGGCUCGAUAAGCCUGAGGACGCGGCGGCGCACUACCGCGCAGCCGCGGAAAUCGCCGCGCGGCGCCGAAAUCUUGUUCGCCACAGCCUUGCCGUCGGAAACCUCGGCCUGACCGUCUUCCCGACGGGAGACCUGAAGACCUCGCGGCGUUGCAUGGAGUAUCACUUAGACACGAUAGAAGAAAUCUUCAGCGCGGCGCCUCUCGCGGCCAAAAGGAACUGGCGCUUCUACACACCGGCUGUCUCAACGCCCUCUGCGUCGUCGCCUCCUCCUCGCCCUCACGCCUCUCUCUCCUCUGCAGGCGCAGAUGCCCCAUCCGCGAUGCCCGCCGCGUCGUCUCCUUCUUCUCUGCCUGGAGUGUCUCCUUCGGCUUCUUCGAGUUUUUAUCUGUGUGCCACCGUUUCUGCCGCUGAGGCAGCCGCCUCCGCGUCUUCUCCCUUACCGUCGCGUUGCGCGGCCGCGGCCUCCUCCACGCCUUCUUCCUCUUCGGCGUCUGCUUCUGCUUCACCGCGUUCGGCUUCCUCUGCGUCGCCUCGCGGCUGGUCGCGCGCGGCGAAAGCAGCAGGCGAGACGACCGGCGAAGCGGCUGCGAGACGCGGCGACAUCCGCGUCUCCUUCGAGGAUUCGCAGGAGAAGAAGAGCGAAAAUGAGAAAGCGAAACGGCCGCGAGAAGAGGAGACCCUAAACCCAAAAUCCACAUCGGCUUCCUCGGCGCAUGCGCAUCCGUCGCCUUCGCUCCGAGCGAGAGCCAGCGGCGAGGAAGGAGAGACAGUCCACGACCCCGGUACGCCGCGCGAUCUCGAGCGGCUGGAGGACGCUUCAACGAUGUGCGAGGCGAUGCAAAAAGUCGACACAAGGCCACCAAACACGAGUUGCAAGCGGAGUAGUCUUCCGCAGAGCCCUUUCGCGGUCUUUGCGACUCUGGAUUCUCAGCACCAUCUGGGCCGUGUGGACGCGGCGACGGGCGACUACGUGCAGGCCGCCGAGCGCCUCUUCGAGGCGCGCCUCAUGGCGAAGAAGGCUGGCGAAGCAGACGCAGAAGUCGAAGCGAACGUCGCCUACGGCGUUGUCCAGGGGAGGCUGCACUUUGAGGACUACAAGAAGAGGAUUCUCGAGUCCGCGGCAGACACUCGCGCGGCGCGGAACUGGCAAAACUUAUUUUCUUCUUUUUCUGCGGCGCCUCAACUCUCCGCCCGGAUUCAAAGCUGUGGAUAG